Messenger RNA from Colletotrichum karsti, 2331 nucleotides. RefSeq lists its product as uncharacterized. Gene Ontology annotation, molecular function: RNA cap binding; mRNA binding. The transcript has 4 exons. Gene Ontology annotation, biological process: mRNA export from nucleus; nuclear-transcribed mRNA catabolic process, nonsense-mediated decay. NCBI's taxonomy places the organism in Eukaryota, Fungi, Ascomycota, Sordariomycetes, Glomerellales, Glomerellaceae. The record is from RefSeq and is a predicted model, not a curated record. The coding region runs from base 1 to 2331 and encodes 776 amino acids. Gene Ontology annotation, cellular component: nuclear cap binding complex; nucleus.
AUGGGCGAUUACGACCGAAGACGCCAUCAUGGCGGUGGUGGUUACAACAACAGGAAGAGAAGGAAUCGAGUCAGGGUUCGCCGACAGCUUCUGUCGCUUGCCGAGUCUCCCCUCCGACGAUGGCACGAGGAAGUCCAGAGCAUUGCCCACGUCGUUGCUGACAAUGCUGAAGAUACGGAGCUGCGCGAAAGCUUCGUCAGUCUCGUUCUUCAGCUUGCUUUGGAACAACCUCUCAAGACUCCCUUCGUUGCGGGAGUCAUCCUCUUGGUGAACACGCUGAAGGGUGAGAUCGUCGACGAGAUCCUGGCCAAGCUGAGCGCUGCGACUCAGGAGAAGAUUGAAGCUGGGCAAUGGAGGGAUGUCAAGCUGUACCUCAAGCUUCUGGCUUGCUUGCAGAGCUGCCUCGACGACGAGGGCAUAUUCCCCGUCUUGGAGGAGCUUUUCAACCGUGCUGUGGAUUUGCAGACCGCAAGCUCUGAUGACACCAUCGGUACAGAAUUGGUCAAGAUCAUUCUCCUUACGAUCCCCUACAUCAUGGCAGCAGCGCCUGGUCAGUGGCAACAGAAGGCUGCCGACCUGAUGGACAAGACCGAUAUCAUCGCAUCCGAACCCCAUGCACUGCAGGCAUUGAUCGACCCAUACCUCCCGGAAGCGAAGGACGAAACGACAGGCUCCAUGAGCGUGAUUGCCCUGCUGCAGAAACAAUUGCAAACCGAAGCCGCCAACAACUGGGAGCUUUCUUGCCUUCCCAGACCCUGGAAGCUGCCGUUGGAAGAGAUCGAAGCUCAGGAGAAGCUCGACAACGCUGCAAAGCACAACCUGCCAACCAUUACGGUCCCUGAGAAAAUCAUCGCCGGCCCCCGACCCCUCUUUCCCGAGGUGUAUUUCUCGGUCUACAGCUCUCAGGACGUCGAGUCGGUACCUCCGGUCACGGACAUUGCUGCGUCGUUGAUUCGCGAUGGACUGGUCGAUACGAUUAACAUUCUAGAUUUCAACCGCAACGUUACCGCGCGCUACCUCAUCGACUUGGACUGCUAUUUCUCUGACACCACUUUUGUAAAGCGCGCCACUCCGUUCGAUAGGCUGCGAGAAAUGGAUUCCGGCAAGUCGUCAUGGAAGCCCGAGGACGUAGCUGUCGAUGCUGUGUUCUCGCAGCUCUUCCAGCUUCCCACCCCCGAGCACAAGCUCGUGUACUACCACUCCGUUCUUACAGAAGCCUGCAAAAUAGCGCCUGCAGCCAUCGCGCCCAGCUUAGGUCGUGCUAUUCGUCACAUGUACCGCAACUCUAGCAGACUGGAUCUUGAGCUCUCGCAGAGAUUUGUCGACUGGUUCUCGCACCACUUGAGCAACUUCGGCUUCACAUGGAAGUGGUCGGAAUGGGUUGAUGACGUUUUCCUCCCCGAUGUUCAUCCUCAGAAGGCAUUCAUCAUCGGAGCUCUUGACAAGGAGAUCAGACUGAGCUUUGCUCAGCGCAUCAAGGGAACACUCCCUGAGCCAUAUCAGUCCCUGAUCGGCCCGGACAAGGAAAAAGACGUCCCCGAUUUCAAGUUCAACGACGACAGCACUCCAUUUGCAGACGAGGGUCGCGAAAUCGCCGCCCUGCUGAGACGCAAAGCGGCAGACGAGGAGUUUCAGCCAAUCAUCGAGAGGAUUCACUCGCUUGCGAUAGAACGCGACCUUGACCCCUUGGUGGCCAGCACUGAUGUUUUCGUCACUGCCGUCUGCUGGGUUGGAUCCAAGUCCCUCAGUCACGUUCUAGCCUGUAUCGAGCGAACGAAGGAUCGACUUCUUGAUGUGGGUGCGGCGUCUGAGGCGGCUAAGGCCCAAAUCAUAACCGCAGUCAUGUCUUACUGGGCUGCCCAACCUGGCGUGGCGAUCUCAAUCGUAGAGAAGCUCUUGAACUACUCGAUCCUGUUGCCUAUUUCAGUCAUCCAGUGGGCACUGGUUGGCAGCAGCCACGUCAGCGGACAAUCCUCAGGCGACUCCCUGGCCCAAACCCACGUCUUCGAGCUGGUGUUUGGAACGGUGGCCAAGGUCACGGGGCGCGUCAGACAACUGUUGACGGAGGCUGGGGCGGAUGAAGAGGCCAAGGAGCGGGAAGUCAAGGCUAUGCGCGACCUCUUCAAGGCGAUGGAGGAUGCCUUGGUCAGCUGGGCGUCCGGCAGCAAGGACGAGAUGAUGGAGGGCAUGGACGGCGCUGGCCAGCGUGAUGCGCUUCUUCGCCGGUGGGGUGAGCGAUGGCUUAGGACAUUCCGACGCAGAGCCGCCAUCGAGGAGGCUUUUAUUCUGGAGGCUUCCAAGAAGCAGUCGCCUUCUGCUGACGGCUCUUGA